Messenger RNA from Perca fluviatilis (European perch), 939 nucleotides. RefSeq names its product olfactory receptor 11H6-like. The transcript has a single exon. Gene Ontology annotation, biological process: G protein-coupled receptor signaling pathway. Lineage: Eukaryota; Metazoa; Chordata; Actinopteri; Perciformes; Percidae. The record is from RefSeq and is a predicted model, not a curated record. Gene Ontology annotation, cellular component: membrane. Gene Ontology annotation, molecular function: olfactory receptor activity.
AUGAUGGAUAAUGUCUCUAUAAGAACAUUGUUUGUUCUUUCAGGUUUUAAUGAAACAAAGAGCCACCGAGUUGCUGUCUUCUCUCUCACUUUACUGUGCUACUGUUUCAUUGUGCUGGUUAAUGUUUCUAUUAUUGUGACCAUCAUCUUGGAUAAAAACUUGCAUGAACCUAUGUAUAUUCUAUUGUGCACUGUCUGUAUAAAUUGACUUUAUGGAACAACAGGUUUCUACCCCAAGUUUCUCUGGGAUCUGCUCUCUCCUGUUCAUGUUAUCUCUUAUUCUGGAUGCCUUGUUCAGGCUCUAGUAAUGAACUCAUAUGCCUGCAAUGAACUGUCUAUUCUUGCAGUCAUGGCAUAUGACAGAUAUGUGGCUAUAUGUCGACCCCUGGAGUACCACUCUAUAAUGUGAAAGCAAAGACUUUUAAAGUUAGUGUGUUUCUCCUGGUUAACACAUUUUUGCAUUAUAGGCACAAAUAUUAUUCUAACAUCUAGAUUAAAGUUAUGCAGCCCCUUUAUUGCCAGAGCUUUUUGUAUGAACUGGAUUAUAGUUAAACUUGCUUGUUUCGCAGCUGACACUAUUGUUAGCAACAUUGCUGCAUACAUUACAAUAAUCAUAUAUGUAUUUCAUGGUAUUUUUAUGGUUUGGUCCUACAUGUAUAUCAUCAAAACAUGUGUGAAUUCUAUAGAAAACAGGGCAAAGUUCAUGAAAACGUGUGUUCCACAUUUAACCUCCUUGCUCACUUUUCUUGUGGCUAUACUUUUUGAUUUAAUGCAUAUCAGAUAUGGUUCAAACGAUUUGCCUCAACCUCUUCAACUUUCAAACUUUAUUGCAAUAGAAUUUCUCAUCAUACCUCCUAUUAUGAAUCCGCUCAUUUAUGGUUUUAAAUUGACCAAAAUUCGAAACAGAAUUCUGGGUUUUGUUUAUAUUAACAAUAAAUAA